UCCACGGUCACGUCAUCAUCCUGCGUCCCUCCCUGUAUAAAUGAAAGCACGCCGACGUUUGUGGUUCUCGCGAUAACUGGAAGCACCGGUUACCUGCAGGAGGCAACACUGACAACGUUUCGAUUCCUCGCUCAGUUCGCCCGUGUUUCCUGUUGCCUUGGUAACGGUGUCCGGUCUGCGCCCCUUCCUGUCCGCCUUGCCGGAGAGUGACGUCACUGAGACACCAUGUUGUUCUAUUCAUUUUUCAAGUCUCUCGUGGGGAAGGAUGUAGUGGUAGAGUUAAAGAACGAUUUGAGUAUCUGUGGAACUCUGCAUUCAGUUGAUCAGUAUCUGAAUAUUAAGCUGACAGACAUUAGUGUGACUGAUCCAGAGAAAUACCCUCAUAUGUUGUCAGUAAAGAACUGCUUCAUCAGGGGCUCUGUGGUACGGUACGUCCAGCUUCCUGCGGAUGAAGUGGAUACUCAGCUACUCCAGGAUGCUGCUCGGAAGGAAGCUGUGCAGCAGAAGCAGUGAUUUUUGGCGUGCUGGAGUUUGGGGGAAUGCUGGCUGUGCGUUGUCUUUCCUGUGUUCCCCUUGUCUUCCAGACCUUUAAAUGGAGAGAGGGACUCUGAUACCCACUGGUAUCUUAACUCUUUCCCCUUAAGGACUUAACUGGACAAUGCAGUUUACAGCAGUCACAUAAACUUGGUUUUUCGGAGAGAGAUGAUUUGUGGGCCAUGAAUUCGGAUCUCAUUAUUUUUUUUUCUGUUUCUCCUCAUCCUCCUCUUUCUACUUGUGGGGAAAACUAGAGAUGUUCCAUUUACUCCAAUAUAAACAAAUUGGUCUGUAUUUGGAGAGUUCAGCCCAUUUACUAGUGUGGCUUCAGUAGGAUAUGGGUAGCCAAUUACAACUUCCAUUUGUAAAUGGUGAUGUUGAUAGUAAGAAUAAAUAUUACGUUUUCUAAAAGGAGCAAAA
Messenger RNA from Pelobates fuscus (common spadefoot toad), 954 nucleotides. RefSeq names its product LSM2 homolog, U6 small nuclear RNA and mRNA degradation associated (gene LSM2). Bases 226 to 513 code for a protein of 95 amino acids. The transcript has 5 exons. Gene Ontology annotation, cellular component: U4/U6 x U5 tri-snRNP complex; U6 snRNP; P-body. The record is from RefSeq and is a predicted model, not a curated record. NCBI's taxonomy places the organism in Eukaryota, Metazoa, Chordata, Amphibia, Anura, Pelobatidae. Gene Ontology annotation, molecular function: RNA binding. Gene Ontology annotation, biological process: mRNA splicing, via spliceosome.